UGAAGGGUUUACUUACAAAUUUUAUAAAAAUUGAUUAAAACGGUCAACCCGACCCGGCUGUUUCCCGAAUGGAACACUCAACAGGAUUACAGGAUUACAGGGACUGCUUAACGAGCGAAAUGUAUUUUUGUGAUGGCUGCGCUCUCGUAUUGCAGUCUGCAACAACAAAGAAAUAUGGCAUUUAACUGAGAUGGAUCUUCAUAUAGGAGAUGAACUCUUGUGUAGAAUUCCUCGAAUUCAACUCAAUGGCGUCUUCUUCAUCUUCAUGGUGGCAGUCGCUCUUCUCUCCGGCCAAAAAUCCGUUCACUGCUCAUUGCUUCAAACGCCUCCAGGAAUACGCCAUUAAAGCCAAAGUGAAGGUGAUAAGAUCAUCAUCACAAGAGGAUAAAUCAUUAUCAAGUCUUAAAGAAAUGGAGAAGAUUAUAGGAUACAGAUUCAAGCAAAAGCUCUUAUUACAACAAGCCUUGACACAUCCAAGUUAUAAAAACUCUGAAUCAUAUGAAAGAUUGGAAUACGUUGGUGAUUCCAUUCUCAACUUUUUAGUCAGUAAACAACAAUUCUUCAUGUACCCAAAUCUCCCUCCAGGAUCUUUAACUACACUUCGUGCUGCAAAUGUUGACACUGAGAAACUUGCACGAAUUGCAGUUAAAUUUAACUUCCAUAAAUACAUCCGACAUGAGAAUCCGAAACUUAGUAAGCAAAUUCAUGUGUUUAUGAAGGCUCUUGAAAAGUAUCCAUUUCAUUCAUAUGGAUUAAUUGAUGCUCCAAAGAUUCUUGCUGAUAUUGUUGAAUCCACAAUUGGGGCCAUUUAUGUUGAUAGUAAUUCUUCAAUUGAUACUACAUGGGAGGUGGCUAAGAUAUUAUUGGAGCCCAUGAUUACUCCUGAAAUGCUCCAAACAAAUCCAGUGAGAAAACUGAAUGAAUUAUGCCACAAAAAGAAAAUGAAAAUCCGAUUGAGAGAUAAAUGGUCAAAAGAAGGGGUGUAUGAAGUUUUUAUUGAUAAUAAAUUAAAAGGAAGAGGUGAAUAUAAAGCCAAGAAGGAAAUUGCUUUGAAUAGAGCAGCUGAAGAUGCAUGUAAUAACAUUAUGAAUGACAUGGAUAAUUCUGAAUCCAACAUUAUUCAAAGUUGAUAAGGAAAAAAAUUGCAAUUUUUUUUUUAAACAAAUAGAAGUUUUUAAUUUAUUAA
This is a messenger RNA of Lactuca sativa (garden lettuce), 1186 nucleotides long. Its product is annotated as ribonuclease 3-like protein 3. Gene Ontology annotation, biological process: siRNA processing. Gene Ontology annotation, molecular function: ribonuclease III activity; RNA binding. Lineage: Eukaryota; Viridiplantae; Streptophyta; Magnoliopsida; Asterales; Asteraceae. The record is from RefSeq and is a predicted model, not a curated record. Gene Ontology annotation, cellular component: nucleus; cytoplasm.